Messenger RNA from Gigantopelta aegis, 3909 nucleotides. RefSeq names its product mitochondrial carnitine/acylcarnitine carrier protein-like. The record is from RefSeq and is a predicted model, not a curated record. Gene Ontology annotation, molecular function: O-acyl-L-carnitine transmembrane transporter activity. Gene Ontology annotation, biological process: mitochondrial transport; carnitine transmembrane transport. NCBI's taxonomy places the organism in Eukaryota, Metazoa, Mollusca, Gastropoda, Neomphalida, Peltospiridae. Gene Ontology annotation, cellular component: mitochondrial envelope. The transcript is spliced from 8 exons.
GUUCGUUUUGUGGAGAGCAUAAUUAUCUAGUGAAACAAAAAAACGUCCAAAAUGAGUAAAAAGGGAAACGCACUAAAAGACCUUUUGGCAGGAGGUUUUGGUGGAAUAUGUUGUGUUGCAGCUGGUUACCCGUUGGAUACAAUCAAGGUCCUGUUACAGACCAUGCCGAAGCCUCUGCCGGGCCAAGCUACACUGUACAAGGGAACACUUGACUGUGCAAUGAUCACCAUUAGGAAAGAGGGAUUUUUUGGCCUAUACAAAGGUAUGGGAGCCCCAAUCAUUGGAGUUGCCCCAAUGUUUGCUAUUUGCUUCUUUGGCUUUGGUGUUGGGAAAAGAUUGCAACAGAAAGAAGGCAAGGAAUUGACGUAAGAUAAAAUUUACAAUUUUAAUAUGCUGGUAUGCUUUGCUGGGUAUUUUGGUGGUGUUACUACCGUUAUCAUGGCACCAGGUGAAAGAAUCAAGUGUCUCUUGCAGAUUCAAGCUGCGUCUGGUGAGAAGAAAUACAACGGCCCCAUUGACUGUGCAAAGCAGCUAUACAAAGAGGCAGGCAUCCGUGGAGUGUACCGAGGCACGGUCGCCACUCUGCUGAGGGACCUCCCUGCCACUGGGAUGUACUUUAUGACAUAUGAAUGGUUUCAGCAGAAAUUAACACCGGAGGGUCAAAGUCGUGAAAAACUGAGUGUUGGCCGGACGCUGGUUGCAGGUGGUUUUGCUGGAAUAUUUAACUGGCUUGUUUGCAUGCCCCAGGAUGUUUUGAAAUCUUACUUUCAAACAGCACCUCAUGGUAAAUACAGUGGUAUUCGAGAUGUAUUUACACAUUUAAUGAAAGAGGAAGGUCCAUUGGCAUUAUACAAAGGAAUCACUCCAGUAAUGAUUCGAGCAUUUCCUGCCAAUGCAGCAUGCUUCCUUGGUUUUGAAGUUGCUAUGACAGCGAUGAACUGGAUAUCACCUUAGAAGUGACUAGAAAUUUAGACUAGAGUUUACUCAACAACUUCGUAUUUGUACUUAGCUAUUUAUCUUCAAUGGUCUUCAUAUUUUCAACUUUGGCUUGGCAAAUGUUUAGUCUUUAGAUUUUACCACAGAAAAUAAUUUGAUGUCAGAUUUAUGUUUAGAUAAUGAUAUGUCUUCAAUUAUACAUUGAUGUGGGGGGUUUUCAUUUGUUAUCCUGUAAAUAUUUCUUAAUGAUCUAAUAUGCCUAUUUCUAAAUCUAUGACUGACUGUCUGCCUCUCUCUUUCUCCCUCUCUUUCUGUGUGUGUCUGUCGCUCUUUCUUUCUUUCAUGUAAAUAACAACCAAAAUCAGAUGAUGAAUGACGUGAAGUGGGUGCAAGUAAGAUAAAAUGGAUAAUUCUAAAAAUAAAACAGAUAACUGAUUGUGCCUUGCUGAUACAUUUGUUGUCUUGCAAGACAGUCUAUUAACCAAGGGGAAAAAAUCUCGACUGGUGUUUUUGUGCGUAUGCAUGCAUUUUCUGUAAAAGAAUGUGCACCGAUGAUUUUCAUAUACAUAUAUUAUGUAUUUAUACUUCUAUAAUGCUAACCUUAUUCAAACCUUUCAGUAAGUGUGUAAAUUUUAAAAUGUUGAAAUCCAGAUUGAUGCCCAAACAUUUUCACAUAAUAUUAUAUGUAUUACAUAAUAUAUGUAUAUAUGACAGUUACAAAGUCAUUUUCACAGUCUGCAUUUUUUUUACAGUAUGUCUUUUGACUUACUUUACAAAUGUAUGUUUUUCUGGUGUAUGUAAAAGUCAUGUCUUUGAUGGUUUGUACAUGUACUACAUAUAACACAUUGUCAAGUAUUAAUUAUCUAUAAUAUAAGAUGCUAAGCCUUUUUUAACAGUUUUCAAUUGGUCAAUUUGCUUCUUCUCUUUUGAUUUGUACUGCCGACUUCUUCUUUGCACUUACCAGAUGCCAUAUUUCACAAGGAUAAUUUUGUUCUCAAGUCCAGUUUGACAUCAAGCUAAAUACUGUGUACAAAGAUGAAUUCCAUAAAAGAACCCAGAAGCAGUGUUUCGACAAAUAUUUAACAAAGUCACUAUAGCCCAACAGAAGCUUUGGCUAGUGCCUAUAUAUUAUGGUAAUACAGUUGAUAUUUCCACUAGCCCCGACAAAAAUUCACUAGCCGGGACCGAGGUUUAGUGGAUUUGUCAAACCCUUCCAGAAGUGGCUAAGAACAUGGAAGCCAUGUAAACACCCCCGGCUAAUGAGGGGUGCAUGGCUAUCUGCACACAAUCAGGGAUCGAAUUGUAAUAUUUGGUAGGCAUGGAAAGUGUUGCUUUCGGUUUAAUAACAGAAAUUAGGGAACCAAGGUAAGUUGGAGAGGCACCAAGGCUAUUUACUUAAUAGCUAUAUUUCUGUCACAUUUUCUCGGACAAAAAUUAUUUCACUCUGGUGCCUUGGGUUCUAACCUAUGCAAUUUGUUGGAUACAUAUACCUUUGAUCAUGGCAAUGUCAAUUUUACUAUUUCUUACUGAUACAAUAUAGAAUGUAUGGGAACGGUAGUGGCAAACCAGGUAGAUCAGGUCAGGUCAGGUCAAGUCAGGUCAUAGGGUUUUACGUGCACAUUCAGAGCAAGCUAUUGUAGCGCAUGCCUGUCGUGGGCGCAUAUGCUGGCUGCUCCGUCCAGGACAGGAAAAGGGUUGGGCUGGGUGGGAGAGGAGACCGCCUGAAAUGGCAGGUGCAAGGGAGCACCAGAAGCCCGACCAGUGUCUGUAGCAGGUGGGGGUAGUUUUGGUGCUAUGGAAUUUUGAAUGUCCCGUAAGAUUAACUAAAAAGAAAGGUUGUGCGGUUUCUAUUAAGAAAAUAUGGUGCAUUUUUUAACGGUUCACCUGAAUAUAAAGGAGGAAAUAUAAACCAGGUAGGUUACCACAGCAUUUUUAUUGCCAUUGAUAAUGUCCGAUUUUCAGAGCACAACCACAGCAUUUGCCAUUGUUGCUGUGAUAAAAUUUGAACCCUAGGGGUUAUAUUUUUGGGGGGAAAGCCCAGUGUACGGCAGUCCUAUCCCAUUUAAACUUCCCCGUGCUUAGUUUGGGCUACUUCUAAUAUCUGUAUUAUACAGUAUUAUGGCUAAAAAGUCUUUUGCAAAGUCUUGUUGAAAGAGACAUUAUUAUGACUCAUUAAGGAAAGGAAAAAGAUUUGAGCAACCACGUACACUUAGGCACAUUGUUGAAUAAUUAAUUUAAUUGGUGCUGAUAGGAGAGAUAAUUUAUUGUAGUGGUGAUACUGCAACAGAAAAAACCAGCAGACUAGAAUGCAUCUGUAAAGGCUUGAUUCCACUUAACCAUUUCACACUGCAUGAAAUGCAUCGGUUUCCAGCACAGUACAGUGUCAAAUGCUUCAAAUGCGAAAAGAGCAUAUCUGUGUGUUUCAUAUGGUGGUGUUGUGUGUGCCGUAUUGACUCGUGGUGUUCCUGUUCACCCAAUAGAUGCAUCCUGUGUCCAGUAUCAAUGGCUUCUUUUAUUAGCCUUAAGUUUGCAUCUCUCAGUAUACAUGUACAUGUGUAUGUAUAAAGCUAAAAUAUCUUUAAAAUUAUUCUCAAACUUCACCAUUUUUGCUUAAAGGGCACUUUACAAACAGAUGAUUGAUGGGCAGCAAGUGCUAUCUGCUCAUGUUUUCUGUUAAGAUGGUAUGCCGCAUGUUCGCUGGUUGUUUCAUGUGUUACAUUCUUAGGUGGAAUCAGUUUGAAUAAAUUAGAAAAUGUCACAUAAAAUGACACAUGCCUUCGACUUUCCUCAGGUAUUGAAAAUUUGGUUCUCUCCAUCUUUCAUUUAAUCUCGACAGCAUUCACUGAAUGGGUUUCGAAAUUAGGGGGAGGGAAACACAUGUAUUACACCAUUUUGAGUGCCGUUUAUUAUGUGAAGAUAAAUGUUUAUAUAUGGAGACUAUACUACUCAAAAUUAAAAGAUCUUUUGAUACCA